AUGACAACAAACUCCGCAAUAUUCGGUAGCACCGGCGCCGUAGGCUCCCAAAUCCUCUCUACACUCCUCGCAACCCCCUCAUCAUCCACAAUUGGAACAGUAACAACGAUCUCACGCCGAGCACCAGCAGCCGAAUCACCACACUUACAACCUCUUCUCGAAAAGGACACCACAAAAUGGCCCUCAACUUUGAAAACAAUUACCCCACCGCCAUCCAUAGUCUACAACGCAAUCGGGACCACCCGCGCCGCAGCGGGCGGAACAGCGAAUCAAUGGAAAAUCGACCACGACCUGGUAAUCGACACCGUGCAGGCCGCGAAAGAGGCCGGGGCGCGGACGUUUGUGUUUGUGUCGAGUGGCGGGACGAGGGGCUCCUUGUCGAAGUAUGUGCCCUACUCGAAGAUGAAGAUCGGGGUUGAGGAUGCGAUUCGGGAGAUGGGGUUUCAGAAUGCCAUUGUGCUUAGGCCGGGCAUGAUUAUUAAUCGUGGGGAGAAUUCGAAGGCGCCGGUUUUGGAGAGGCUAGUUGAGGGGUUAAGCUUUUUUGGGCAGUGGGCGCAGGACUGGGUAGGUCAGGAUCAGAGGGUUAUUGGGCGGGCAGCUGUGGCUGCAGCGAGGAUUGCAGAGGAGGGGAAAGCGCCGUCGAAGUAUUGGGUUUUGGAGCAGGCAGAUAUUGUGAGGCUUGGGAGGGAUGAGUGGAAGGAUUAA
This is a messenger RNA of Aspergillus versicolor CBS 583.65, 705 nucleotides long. RefSeq lists its product as uncharacterized. Gene Ontology annotation, biological process: import into nucleus. The coding region runs from base 1 to 705 and encodes 234 amino acids. The record is from RefSeq and is a predicted model, not a curated record. Lineage: Eukaryota; Fungi; Ascomycota; Eurotiomycetes; Eurotiales; Aspergillaceae. Gene Ontology annotation, cellular component: cytoplasm. The transcript has 2 exons.